Exserohilum turcica Et28A is the source of this 1821-nucleotide messenger RNA. RefSeq lists its product as uncharacterized. Gene Ontology annotation, molecular function: threonine-type endopeptidase activity. Bases 1 to 1821 code for a protein of 606 amino acids. The transcript is spliced from 4 exons. Lineage: Eukaryota; Fungi; Ascomycota; Dothideomycetes; Pleosporales; Pleosporaceae. The record is from RefSeq and is a predicted model, not a curated record. Gene Ontology annotation, biological process: protein maturation.
AUGUCGGUUCCUAUUUCUCAGUAUGCGUCCGUGGAUGGAGUGUACCAAGUCGAUGUGCCCACGCGCAAGGCCACGCGUAGUCCGCCCAACGAUGACAUAUGUUGCAUUUUUGUCCAUGCUGGGGCAGGGUACCAUAGUCACCAGAAUGAAAGAAUACACCUUGAAGCGUGCAACGAUGCCGCACAAGUUGCCAUGUUCAUGCUCAAAAACGGAGGCUCUGCACUUGACGCCGUAGAGAUUGCUAUCAAGACCCUCGAAGACCGGGAGAUUACCAAUGCUGGUUAUGGAAGCAACCUUGCCAUGGAUGGUGUUGUGGAAUGUGAUGCCUCAAUCAUAGAUCAUUAUGGGCGCAGUGGAGCUGUUGGAGCUGUGGCUCAAGUCAAGAAUCCCAUAUCCCUGGCACGCAUGGUUCACAGCCACACAAUGGACCCGCUUACGCUGCGCCGAGUCCCCCCAAAUCUUCUGGUUUCUCAAGGUGCUACGGACUUUGCCAUCGAUAUGGGCAUGCCAAUUCUGCCCCAUGAUGCGCUCAUCUCACCAGCAGCCAAAGAGCGUUGGAUGCGGUGGCGCUCCGACCUGAAAUCCGCCGAGUAUAAAUCUCGAAAGAGCGGAGCGCAUCCGUCCUGCUGGAAAAUAAAAGACAAUGCAGAACUGGGCGAGCAGCUAUCGCGGGAACGGAUACGCGAACAGCAUACGCAAAAUCUACUGGCAGCCUGUGUAUCAUCACAGUCUCAGUCACCUCCGCCCUCUGAUGAUAUGAUAUAUGAUCAAGAUGAGAGCAGCCGAUCUGGUCCCUCACUACCCCUCUCAGAGCAGUCUUCAAACUCUUGGGCCAGCGAUGAUCAGGCAGCCACCUCAGAAGCAUCUGCACAGUCAUCGUUGGCUGCCAACCCCUCUCGCAAUGCUUUUAUCAACAGCACACAAACGGUGCCUACCCUGGACCAACUCGGAGAUAAUAACAGACGUCCCAGUGUAAUCAACGACAGAAUUAUGGAGAGCGUUCCGCACGGAGCAAUGCACUCGGCCUCUCCACGCAAGACUUGGGCUGAUGGUUCCGGCGAGGACUCUGGAUCUACCUCCAGCGCACAGACAGAAAAGGCCCACUCUCCAAGAGAAUCUCGUGAAGAAGCAGCGAAACAUAGUCUGCUAGAGUCUAUAGAUAAUCAGAAUUCGGAUACAAAACCACGGUCGAUGCCUCUUGACUCAACACCGCAACAAACCGAAGAAGAUAAUAUUACCGAUACUGUUGGAGCUAUUGCAAUAGACAGCUGGGGUAACAUAGCUUGCGGUGCUUCUUCUGGAGGCAUUGGUAUGAAGUACCGGGGGCGAGUUGGCCCUGCCGCUCUUGUCGGAGUGGGCGCUGCAGUCAUUCCUGUUGAUCCAAAAGACCCCGAUCAGACAAGCGUAGCGACAGUUACCAGUGGAACUGGUGAGCACAUGGCGACAACGAUGGCUGCCACCGUAUGUGCCGAGCGACUUUUUCAGAGCGUGAAAAAGGGUCGUGGUGGAGAGUUUGUUGAGGUUACGGAAGACGAAGCUUUAAAAGCCAUGAUUGAAAAUGAGUUCAUGGGUCAUCCGAGUGUCAAACACAGUAACUCUGCUGGCGCUAUCGGUAUCUUAGGUGUGAAGAAGAUGCGUGCCGGCGUAUUGCUGUAUUAUGGACAUAAUACCGACUCCUUUGCCAUGGCUUCCAUGUCUUCAGAGGACGAACGGCCCGCCUGUUCCAUGUCACGCAACAACGGCAGCGGUCAGAUCGCCCAGGGUGGUCGUAUGAUGUCCGCAAGACGCAACAAGAAGCCAAAGUCAUCAUCCCGCCGAUGA